Aspergillus calidoustus is the source of this 726-nucleotide messenger RNA. Lineage: Eukaryota; Fungi; Ascomycota; Eurotiomycetes; Eurotiales; Aspergillaceae. The record is from the annotation of a GenBank genome assembly.
AUGACUACCCCAGUACCAACCGCUCCAUCAUCUGGAGUGCCCAAACGAAAACCGCUUCCCACCGUCGUUGUCGCGCCAGUGCCUUUAACAGACUCCUCCAGCGACCUCGAAAAAUCGACCGCCGAACCCGGCAUCAUCUUCGCGCCUGCUGCCCAACCAACAGCAGCAGCAGCAGCAGCAGGACUCCAUCAACCCCGACAAUGGCCGGGACAAUCGCAAUGGAACGCCCUACAGACAAAAUGGAGCAUUUACUCGACUAAGAAGAAACGCAUUAUCCUCGGCGCACUCGCGGCGAUACUCGUUCUGCUCGCCCUCAUCAUCGGCCUCGCUGUGGGGUUGACGCAACGUCAUGGAAAGGGCUCCUCAAAUCUUCCUCUCCCUACAUCCAACGGCGGGCCGUAUACUGGCGACCUUACAUACUACGACCCUGGGCUUGGAUCGUGCGGGAUUACAAGCACAGCGUCUGAGAAGAUCUGUGCGAUAUCGCACGUCCUCUUUGAUGCCACCAUGAUCUCGGCCAAUCCGAAUACAAAUCCAAUUUGCGGAAAGAAAUUAAGGAUACGCCGAGGGGAUAGAACCGUUGAUGUUGCGGUUGUUGAUCGAUGCCCUGGGUGUAACACCAACGACCUGGAUGUGUCUUCCACUGUCUUCAAGGAGUUGGGGGACUUGGCGGAAGGGCGAGUCUUGAUAGACUGGUCGUGGUUGGAGGAGACGCCAGCAUCAUAG